AUGCCUCUCACCACUCGUCAGUCCGAAGACCUAAAAUCCGCCGUCGCCAGCUAUUUACGGGAGCUUGGCGCCGAUAAAGCAUUCAACGCGUUUUUAGAAGAGCAAAAUGUAAAUAAUUCAUCUGAUAAAAAGUUUCACGGCUUGCUAGAGAAGAAAUGGAUCACUAUUCCCAGGCUUCAGAAAAAGAUAACUGAUCUUGAACUACAAUUAGAACAGGUGAAAAAAGAAGCGAUCGGCGGCGGCUUCGCGCCAAGGGAGAAAAAAGACCAGUCCGAGUGGAUUCCACGCGGCCCGGAGAAAGCCGAACUGCACGGACACAGAAGUCCAAUCACCAGAACCAUUUUCCAUCCUCAAUUCAGUCUACUCGUCACUGCUUCUGAAGACUCACAAAUCAAGAUUUGGGAUUCUGAAAGUGGCGAAUAUGAGAGGACGCUAAAAGGACAUACAGACACCGUACAAGACCUCGCAUUUGAUUCCACGGGAAAAUUACUAGCUUCAUGUUCCGCUGAUCUAACAAUUAAACUAUGGAAUUUUAUCGACUACGAAUGUAUAAAAUCGCUGACAGGCCACGAUCAUAAUGUUUCGUCAGUGGCAUUUCUUCCUUCUGGGGAUCAUCUAGUCUCCUGCAGCAGAGAUAAAACAAUAAAACUUUGGGAAACAGCUACUGGCUUCUGCGUUCACACUCUUUCUGGCCACGCCGAAUGGAUAAGAAUGGUCAGGCCGAACGCCAAUGGAACCCUCUUAGCUUCUUGCAGCAAUGAUCACUCGGUCAAAGUUUGGGACCUGGAGAAAAAGGAAAUAAGAGCGGAUUUGCGAGCUCACGACAACGUCGUUGAAUGCGUCGAAUGGGCUCCUGAAUCGUCAUAUGAAUCUAUAGCAAAAUCAGUCAACUUAGACGCCAAAUCCAAAGGAGGCCCGUUCUUGGUCUCUGGCUCUAGGGAUAAAACAAUCAAGUUUUGGGACGUCACUUCUGGCAUAUGCUUAUUGACUUUAAAUGGACACGAUAAUUGGGUGCGGCAACUGCGUUUUCAUCCUAAAGGAAAAUAUCUUCUCUCGUGUUCGGACGACAAGACGCUGCGGACGUGGCAUAUCGAAAAUCAACGCAAUCACAAAACGAUCCAUGCCCACAAUCACUUCGUCCAAUCAAUCGAUAUUCAUAAAACAUGUACGUUCGCAGUCAGCGGCAGCGUGGACACCACAGCAAAGAUCUGGGAAUGCCGCUAA
Molecule: messenger RNA, 1224 nt
Organism: Oikopleura dioica
Lineage: Eukaryota; Metazoa; Chordata; Appendicularia; Copelata; Oikopleuridae
Source: the annotation of a GenBank genome assembly